Mytilinidion resinicola is the source of this 1086-nucleotide messenger RNA. RefSeq names its product NAD(P)-binding protein. NCBI's taxonomy places the organism in Eukaryota, Fungi, Ascomycota, Dothideomycetes, Mytilinidiales, Mytilinidiaceae. Bases 1 to 1086 code for a protein of 361 amino acids. Gene Ontology annotation, molecular function: oxidoreductase activity, acting on the CH-OH group of donors, NAD or NADP as acceptor. The transcript has 2 exons. The record is from RefSeq and is a predicted model, not a curated record.
AUGCACACGAAGCGAGUCCUCCUUACAGGUGCAUCCGGCUUCAUCGGAUUACACAUCCUCGAUCAGCUUCUCUCCUUCGACCUUUCCGUUCGUGCCGUGGUAGGCUCCGACAGAGAAAAAGAAGCUCUACGAAAGCAGUUUCCCCGCACCCCUCCCACCCGCCUCGACUUCGCCGUAGUCCCAGAUGAUGAUCUCUUAGUCCCUCGUGCAUACGAUGAUGCUCUCAGUGCAACUCAAGAGCCCUUCGACACCGUCAUUCACACCGUCACUGUCGAUCCUCUGGACGAGGCUGGCAGCUUAUCCCACUUUGUGAAUCAAGAAAGCGAUGGCAAGAAAGACUUCCUGCAAAGCGUUCAAGCUGUUGCACCAAAAGUCCGAAGGGUGAUCUUCACGAGCAUCCUCACUUCCUUUGCUCGUUGGCUAGCCACCCCGGACUUAGACAGCAACACUCAGUCCCCUGCGUCAUCUAUACAGAGUGUCGCUGCAAAAGAUCCAGAGUACCUCUUAGCCACGUGCAGGGCGAACGACGACCUCAUCAAUGAUCGAAUAUGGAAGUAUCUUGCGGAUGAAAAACCUGGAUUCGAUGUUGUGGCUCUCUCUGCGCCCAGUGUCUACGGACCCUUAGUACGGCCACUAAGACUCCUCACGGACUUGGAAGAGGGAAAUCAGCGGGUCUGGAGCAUCUGCAGCAAUAUACCCAUCGGGACCGUCGGACUCUGGUCAGACAGUGUCAGUUACUACGUAGACGUCCGAGACUUCGCAUACGCACAUGUCCAAGCUGCUCUCAUACCGAAAGCAGGAAACAAGCGAUUCGUCAUAUCUGCAGGGAUGAUGCCGUCUCAUACAGUCUCAGAUAUCAUGCGUACUCACUUUCCCGAGCUUGCAGAUCGCAUAGUGGAUAGAGCCACGCCAUCUUUAGUGCCGACAGCAGGGAAUCUAUCCAAGGACCUCGUAGAUUCCACUCCGGCUGCCGCGGUACUCGGGCUCCUCAGGUACCGGAGCGUCGAUGAGACUGUGGCUGAUCUUGGGCUACAGCUUGUGGAGCUUGAGCGGAGGAUCAGAGCAAACGAAUCUGCGAAAGGGUGA